Molecule: messenger RNA, 1584 nt
Organism: Aspergillus pseudoviridinutans
Lineage: Eukaryota; Fungi; Ascomycota; Eurotiomycetes; Eurotiales; Aspergillaceae
Exons: 1
Coding region: 1-1584 (527 amino acids)
Source: RefSeq, a predicted model, not a curated record
AUGUCAAUGUAUCCCUGGCAUGGGACGACAGGCUCCAACGCUCAUCAUCACCCACACACCGGAACUGCAGCGGCGGGCCCUCGAAUCGACCAUACGGCUCCGUCGCCGUCGCCUUCGUCGUUCCAGAUGCCUCAGCUCCGGUGGCUGCCGUCCAUGAUGUCGCGGUCCCAGCAGAACACCCUGCCUACCAUCUCGUCGAAUUUGCGAAUGGGCCAGAACUCGCACCACCAGCCCGUGUCGGUGGUAGUCGAGGCGAGACCCCCUCCGCCGGAGUCCAGCGAAGGGUCCGAGAGUGAUCGCUCGGACAGCGCCGUGCGAGACGGCACGGCGCCGGACGGACUGGGGGAUCCGGAUUAUGCGCCGUCGCCGGGGGAUAUAGGGCCUGGCGGGGUGCAAAAUGGGGUAUCUGGGGUUGGAGGCGCAGCGGGGACUGGUGGAGGGGCUGCAGGGGGCAGCAAUGGUCACGGGCUUGUGGCGAACAGGGUGCUCGUGGACGAGGAUCUCGACGGCACUGGCGGGGGAGGAGACACGCCGCGGAAGCACGGGAAACGACUGACGACCAAGGAGGAGGUAUCGCUGUUUGACAUCUGCAACCGACACGCGGUGGAGUUUGGCCAGCGCAGCAACCUGUGCAAAUGGUGGAAGACGGUCACGGAGGAGUUCACCCGCGACCAGGGGCAUCCGUACUCGUGGCACUCGGUGCGUCGCAAGGUGGAGAUCGUCACCAAGCAGCGCAUGAAGUUCCUCGAGGAGCAGCGCGAGAAGGGCGGCACCGACGCCGACGACCUGUCGAAUCCGCGGUGGCGCGCGGCCGUUGAUGCCUGGAUCCCCACGUGGCAGCGGUGGGAGGAGGCCGAGGCGCGGCGCAUUGAGAGGCGCGAUUUGCGUGCUCGCAAGUCCCGCAAGAGGAAGGACAGGUCGUUUGACCUGUGGGAUGGCAAUUCCGAUGGCUGGCGGCCCUCUGCCACUCCGGUCGUGGAGAGCCGAUUCCAGGGUCCCGCUCAGGGUCCGGGUCAGUCUCAGCAGGCGCAGCCACCUUCCGUCUCCCCUGCGUCUCCUCCGGCUCCAGCUGCUUCCACUGGAGCUGGAGCUACCACUGUCCAGAAUACCGUCCGCCUACCUCCAGGCUUUGACUCGAUGUUCGCAAGCCAGACACCCCAGCCAAACCGGACGAUCACCGCGGCGGCAGGAUGGUCGUACCCGCAAGCAUCAGCGACUGCUCAAGCCCCAUCCGCCCUGGAAAGCAGCAUGAUGACCGCUGUAUUGGAGACUCUAGGAAAACUGAACAGACAUCUCGACGCAGUCAGCGCCGACCCUCGCUCCUCCCCGCUUGUUACGUCUUUGGCUACGAAUGGGCAGAUCCCUCGGGAGAACGGGGUCUCGCACGACGGGGCCGUGGACGGUGCUCUGGGCUCAAUGUCCUCGGCUUUCAUUAACCAACUCAAGGAUGAGCUCCGGCAGGAGAUGCAGGAUGAGCUGCGUCGUGAGCUGGAGAAAGACCGGGCCUCCUUGGAGGAGAAACUAGAUUCCGUACAGCGGACCCAGGAAAUGAUCCUCGAGAUGUUGCGACAGGAGCCGAGUUGA